This is a messenger RNA of Aspergillus ochraceoroseus IBT 24754, 2124 nucleotides long. RefSeq names its product ATP-binding cassette long-chain fatty acid transporter PXA2. The record is from RefSeq and is a predicted model, not a curated record. Gene Ontology annotation, molecular function: ATP hydrolysis activity; ABC-type transporter activity; long-chain fatty acid transmembrane transporter activity. Gene Ontology annotation, cellular component: peroxisomal membrane. Gene Ontology annotation, biological process: very long-chain fatty acid catabolic process; long-chain fatty acid import into peroxisome; fatty acid beta-oxidation. The transcript has 4 exons. The coding region runs from base 1 to 2124 and encodes 707 amino acids. NCBI's taxonomy places the organism in Eukaryota, Fungi, Ascomycota, Eurotiomycetes, Eurotiales, Aspergillaceae.
AUGGCUGCUCAAUCGAAACUGCUCCUCCCCGAACGCUCUGUACGGCAGCUCUUCUCUAGCAUAGCAUCACUAUACCUCCGUAACCGGACCAAGAUCUCUCGCACAGUUUAUCUUGCUCUCUUCGCAGCCCUUGUCAAACGCAUCCAUAAUGCCAUCUCUGAGCAGAAGGCGGCCUCGCAACAUCAGGUGGAGCUGCGCCGAAGACCUGGAACCAGCAGUCUCGGUGGCGGCGGCGAUAAACCACGGAUAAAAGUUGGCGUGAAUCGAGAGUUCUUUCGGAAUUUGGCUCGUCUGCUGAAGAUUGUCAUCCCCAGUUGGCGCAGUAAAGAGCUUCGCCUGCUGGUUAGCCACAGUGUCUUCUUGGUGCUGCGGACUUUGCUUAGUCUCUACGUGGCCGAGCUGGAUGGUAGAUUGGUCAGUAAUUUGGUCCGGGGGAAGGGAAAGCACUUCUUGCUAGGGCUAGUUUGGUGGAUGAUUGUUGCGGUACCUGCAACAUUUACGAAUUCUAUGCUUUCUUAUCACCAAUGCAAGCUCGCUCUCAGCUACCGAAAGCGCCUCACCGAUCACAUUCAUGAGAAAUACCUGAAGAACAUGACUUUCUAUGCGAUUUCCGCUUUGGACGACCGGGUUAAGAAUCCUGACCAGUUAAUCACAGUGGAUGUGUCUCGAUUCUCCGAUAGCUUGGCGGAACUAUAUUCCAACCUUGCCAAGCCGAUUUUGGACAUGGUUAUCUACAACUACUCACUUUCCAAGAGUGUGGGCGGCGAAGGCCUCUUCAUUAUGAGUCUCUUGGUUCAAUUAUCCGCUAACGUCAUGCGCGCCUUAACACCGCCAUUUGGCAAAUAUGUCGCGGACGAGGCCCGUCUGGAAGGUGAAUUCAGAUUCCUACAUUCGAGAUUGAUCGACUACAGCGAAGAGAUCGCGCUAUACCAUGGCCACGAGGCGGAGAAGGAUACUCUAGAUAAAGGCUAUUUCACACUGAUUAGACAUGUGAAUCGCAUUCUGCGGAGGCGUUUAUACCAUGGCUUUAUGGAGGAUUUUGUUAUAAAAUAUUUCUGGGGCGCUUUGGGUUUGAUUCUAUGCAGUAUUCCUGUCUUCUUUAAGGUUCCUGGUCAAAUCACCCAGACUAUGGGAGACCGUACAGAGAGUUUUGUCACGAACCGACGAAUGCUACUAUCUUCCUCGGACGCCUUUGGUCGUUUGAUGUUCUCCUACAAGGAGAUUUCAGAGCUGGCAGGCCAUACGGCCCGUGUUUCCUCAUUACUGGAGGUCAUGGAUGACCUGCUGGCCGGGCGCUUCGAGAAAAAGCUGGUCUCCUCCGCUUCAACAGAGGAAAACGCGGCCGUCUUGUCUGGCCGCGGAGUCGUCGAGGAAAGCGACUCCAUCGAGUUCACCGAAGUCCCCAUCGUGUCGCCCAACGGCGACGUACUCAUCCGGAAGCUAACCUUCACCGUCCAUCCUGGCGACCAUCUCUUAAUCGUUGGUCCCAACGGAUGCGGCAAAUCAUCCCUUUUCCGAAUCCUCGGCGGCCUGUGGCCCGUCUACGGCGGUAGAGUAAAGAAACCCCGCUUCGACGAGAUCUUCUACAUCCCUCAACGCCCUUACCUCUCCCGGGGCACUCUCCGCCAGCAGGUCAUCUACCCGGACGGCCUGCGUGAGAUGCGCGCAAGAAACAUCACCGACGAAGACCUAUAUGAAAUCCUUUCCAUCGUUGAAAUCGCGUCUGUCGUUGAUCGCCCCGGCGGCUGGGACGCCGAAGAAGAAUGGCGCGAUGUGCUCUCCAUCGGUCUCCAGCAGCGCAUAGCAAUGGCCCGGCUCUUCUACCACCGCCCGAAAUUCGCGAUUCUCGACGAGUGCACCUCCUCCGUAACCCUGGACAUCGAACGAGUCAUGUACGAGACGGCCAAGAAACUAGGCACAACCCUCAUGACGGUCUCCCAUCGUAGAAGUCUCUGGAAGUACCAUAGGAAGAUUCUCCAGUUUGACGGGCAAGGCGGGUAUGUCUUUACAGCGCUGGACUGGGAAAGAAGAAUGAAGCUCGAGGAUGAGAAAGAAGAACUAGAUCUCCACCUUCGUGCUGUCCCAGAGCUUCGGAAACGUAUGGCCGAGCUAACAUCUUUUUAA